AAUACAAUCUUAUGUUUUCUUCUGUCUCAACUCAAGAAAAUCUCACAUACCAGACCUAUUUUUGUCCGUCCUGCUCCCCUCAGGCGGGUCUGACAGAGGGAGAGGAUGAGCUUGCACUCCUUUUUUAGGGGUCCAAGCACCUGGAGCUGAAACCUUAUUGUUUUUAUAAGGACUUUGUUUUCUUAUUAUUUGUUCCAGCUGUGAAACCCGGCCGCGGUUAGCGCCUCCUGCCCGGCAGAUUUUUACUGUGAACGUACAUUUUUUAUGGAGAACAAAGAAGGAGUGACAUGUCAGGUCAAGGAAUACUGAACAGCGUCUUCUCCUGCUCAUCAGCGGGUGCCAAAACCUUCCCCAAGAGGAAGCUGCGGCAGACCAGGAGUCUGGACCCGGCUCUGAUGAGGAACUAUGGGACGGAGGUGGACGAGAGAGGACCAGCAGGAUCUCCGCUUUCCCGAACGCCUGCUGACCAUCCCAAAAGGAGCACGGCCUGGGACCUGCCGCUGAGCCUCUCAGGCCCGGCCCAGCCCGCGGCUGCUGGGAACAUUUUCUCGCCCAAGAAGUGGCUCCAGAAGAGCGUGCCGCAGGUGGACGAUCUGGACACGUUCUCCUACAGCGUCUGGAAGUCUGGGGGUGAUUUUGCGUGGAGGAGCGUCUGCGGCCGCUGUUUUCAGCUGAAGGCUGUUCCUCUGCAGAGCCUGUCGGAGCUGGAGAGAGUCCGUCUGCAGGAAGUGGCCUUUAUCCGCCUGCUGCAGGACUACAACCUGAGCUGCCACAUCACCAUCCCGAAAGAUGGGCAGAAAAGGAAGAAGUCACUGAGGAAGAAGUUGGAUUAUCUGGGAAAAGAAAAGAAGGAUAAAGAGUACGUGCCGCAGGCGUUCGGUGUGCCGCUGCAGCAGGUCAUCGCUAACGAUCGCUGGCUCAAGCUGCGGCAGGACGGACGGGAGGACCAGCGCGAAUCCACAGCCAAUCUGGCCUCGUUUCUCCUGCACUUGACCGGACAGAGAGCCAGUCACAGACACUUCUACAGCAGCAACUCCUCCCUCAGCUCCGCCUCCGAGACCAACAACGAACCCGUGUCCCCAGUCAGCCCAGAGGCCGUGGCCCGCUCUCGCAGACGGGGUGGCAUGUCUGUGGACAGCAUCACUGACCUGGAUGACGGUCAGUCUCGCCUGCUGGAGGCGCUGCAGCUGUCUCUGCCUGCAGAGCCACUCGAUAAGAAAGACAAGAAGAGAGAUAAGAAGCUGAGUCUGAACCCCAUCUACAGACAGGUUCCACGCGUGCUGGAGCUCUGCUGCCAACAUCUGGAGAAAUACGGUCUGCAGACUGUUGGGAUUUUUCGAGUUGGAAGCUCCAAGAAGAGAGUCCGACAGCUGCGUGAGGAGUUUGAUCAGGGCGUGGAAGUGAUUCUGGGACCUGAACACAGUGUCCAUGACGUAGCUGCCCUGCUGAAAGAGUUCCUCAGGGACAUGCCUGACCCUCUGCUGACCAGAGAGCUCUACACAGCCUUUAUCAACUGCCCAUCGCUGGACAUCUCGGAGCAGAACUCUGUCCUGCAGCUGCUCAUCUGCCUACUUCCCGCCUGCAACAGCGACACGCUGCAGCGCCUUCUCCACUUCCUGUCCACUGUAGCCAAUCAUGCAGAGGAUACCGUCGACAGCCAGGGGGAGCAGGUUCCGGGUAAUAAGAUGACCGCUCUGAACCUGGCCACUAUCUUUGGUCCGAAUGUGCUGCACAAACAGAAGAAUUCAGAGAAGGAGUUCAGCGUUCAAAGGCCUGCACGGGCUGAAGAAAGUGCUGCCGUCAUCAGUGUGGUUCAGCGCAUGAUCACUUCCCAUGAGUCCCUCUUUAUGAUUCCAGCGGAGCUUCAGCAUGAGGUUCUGCUGAGUCUGCUGGAGACGGACUGUGACGUAGUGGAUUACCUGCUGAGGAGGAGGAAGACGUCUCACUCUGAGGGUCCAGCCGCGCAGGAGCCGGAGCCGGACCCAGGGGACUCGUUCAGUUCGGGCGAACACUGUUCCUCCACCGACUCCAACAAAGCGUCCAGCGGAGAAGUUUCUCCGUACGAGAACAACUCCCCCACGCUGUCGCACUGGCUGCCUGCAGGGGGCGGGGGGGUCCAGAGUCCAGAGAGACUGCCCCCUGCUGGACACUUCAGAAUCCCAACACCACCUCCACUCACUCACACAGAAGCAGCCUGUGAAAAGACUGAUAUGUGGGGAACAUGGCACGCUACGCUAAAGUCAGGAUUUCAUGGGAAUCUGCACACACAUACAGGCUCUGAUGGAAUUCUGCUGGAUUCGGUCUUCUCUAGCUCCUCGGAAGCCCUCCGCAGUCACCGUGGCAACAUGAAGACCCCCAUCCGUCGAACACAUACCUGUCCGACUGAGGCCGAAGACAGACCGCACCCAUCAGUGACACGCGCCUACAGCAGUCCUGAGAGAGACAGCCCGCUGGACCAAUCGCAGCACAGCCUGACAACGUCGCCUUGGAAACUACGAAAUACAAUGGAGGAGGAGACGAGAGUGGCCCCGCCUACCGCCUCACUCUCACCCAGACCUCCUCCUCCGUACCCCGGCCUGAAAAGAACACCACCCACGUUACUGCGGUCUUCGGGAACGUACCGCCACAGUGCCUACAGUUGCCCUCCCAACAGCCAGGGGGCAGCGUCCAUCUGCACAGACAUUUCUGACCCUGCGGCUGGCGAAUACCAGGACUGGCAACGAGACAAAUGGCAAGUAUGGCAGCUCUUAUCAUCAGACAGUGUUGACACAUUACCAGAAACGCUGGUGUGAGAUGAUGAAGAGCGCCCUCUUGUGGCCACUGUGCCUAUAAAAACCAGGACAAUGGAUCUUAUGUUGUUUUUGCAGUUUUGAACUGAUGUUUUCUUUUUCUUUGUGGCUUCGUUUUUGCUCUUGUCACUUUAUUACACAUCAGAAAAAAAGUAUAUCAGAUUUUCAUCGUUCCGGUUCAUGUACGCAACUCUCGUUGUUCAUAGUGGUGGAUUUUAUAUGAAUGUAUUCUUUCAUUACUGCCUUCCAUCUUUGCAAUAAUAUAAACAUUUGUGUAUUUUGUGCACUAUUUAUACAGAAAAUUCUCCUGAAGUUUUGUCUUCCGAAACUCACAGAAGGUCACCAGCCAGUCUGUAGUGUUCAGAAGCUUGGAAUCGCUUGGAAACGCUGGUCAUAUUAAUAGUUGCUGUUAUUCAUAAACAUCUAAUACAGUGUAGAUUGAAAUAAUAUAGCUGGACAAACUGCUUUAUUCUUUAUGUUUAUUGCAGGUUUUUUGGAAGUUAUUAAAUGGUAAACUAUGUAUUGUACUUAUCUAUUUAGAGUAAUUAGAUUAGAUCAUUACAGUCCAAAUACAAGCAAAUCAGCACGCUCAUUUUAUCAGACAUGAUCUGUGAUAUACAGCUUUAGAAUCUCCUGCAGCGCUGCAGAUAUAUUAUCUCUUCAUUUUUAUUCACAGCUUCUAACAUCAUAAUAAAUCUGUUUAUUUAUAGCUAUCACAUAAAAAUGAAUUCCAUUGAAGACAGUGAUUCCAAGCUUCUGGCAUAGAAAAUCUGUGCAUGCAGUAACGGUGGGAGAUGUAAAUAUGUCUCUUAUUAAAAACAACCCACAGAUUCAGAGAAA
Pygocentrus nattereri (red-bellied piranha) is the source of this 3629-nucleotide messenger RNA. RefSeq names its product rho GTPase-activating protein 6-like. Lineage: Eukaryota; Metazoa; Chordata; Actinopteri; Characiformes; Serrasalmidae. The transcript has 13 exons. Gene Ontology annotation, biological process: signal transduction. The coding region runs from base 288 to 2792 and encodes 834 amino acids. The record is from RefSeq and is a predicted model, not a curated record.